This is a messenger RNA of Condylostylus longicornis, 3051 nucleotides long. RefSeq names its product sialin (gene NaPi-T). Gene Ontology annotation, molecular function: transmembrane transporter activity. The transcript is spliced from 6 exons. The record is from RefSeq and is a predicted model, not a curated record. NCBI's taxonomy places the organism in Eukaryota, Metazoa, Arthropoda, Insecta, Diptera, Dolichopodidae. Gene Ontology annotation, cellular component: plasma membrane. Gene Ontology annotation, biological process: monoatomic anion transport; transmembrane transport. Bases 651 to 2360 code for a protein of 569 amino acids.
UUGACAACGAUUAAUCUGCGGGUAUCAUUUUCCAGUUUUAAAAUAGUACGCUACCGCAUAACAUCUUUAUUCGGCGUUUCCGAAAUUGAAUGUUUAUAAGCGCUCUGUUAUUUUUAUAAAUUAGUUAAAAAAAAAAAACAAUAAAAGACAAGAAAAAUAAUUAAGAAUUAAAAAUAACGAAACGUACAAUUUGUUGUCUAAAAUAAAAAUAUCUUCUUAAAAUUUGUUUUAAAACGCAGAAAAUAAUUAAAUUACAAAAACCGUUUAUCUUACUUUAAUUACAAUAUAAAGAAAGUCUAAAAAAAUUCAAAAAAAAAAAUUAAAUAUUUUUAUUUAUGUAAUUAAAUAAAUAGUUUACAUACAUACAUAUGUAUUAUACCUGUGUGCAAUAUUUACUAAAAUAUUUCUAUUUUUACAUACAUGCUUUUGUAUAUACUGUAAUGAAAACAAUAUAGCGAUGAUCUUUUAUAGCGAUCUUCUUUUAUAAAAUUUAAUUGAAUAAUAAUUCUAAAUAAUUUUUUAUAAAUUCAUAAUAAAAAAGGAAACAAGUCAUAAGUGAUAACUUAAUUAUUUAUUAAAAAGAAGGAAAUCUAUUUAGGAAUAAUUAUAUAUUAAUUAUAUACAUAUAAAAACUAUUUUAUACAAUAAAAAUGCCAGAAGUUGAGGCUCGAACCGUACUAUGGUACUUAACUUUUUUUGGAUUUGCUGUUAAUUAUAUGAUACGAAUUAAUUUAAAUAUAACAAUUGUGGAAAUGGUAAAAAGUACAAGUUUACAUAAGACUGAAUUAUUUUCUAAUCAAAUGCAAAAUGGAUCAGUAUAUGAUAUUAAAAAUCAUACAAAUUUUGAUGAAAUUAUCGACGAAGAUCUUCACGAGAAACAUCUUUAUAAAAUAGAAUCUUCAAAUAUAAGUUUAAGAGAUAAAAUUAAAUUAGGAGAAUUUAGUAAGGAUAAUAAACAUAGAGCAACAAUUGAAUCGAUGAUAUUAGAUAAAAUGGGGAUUUCAUACGAUCGAGAUGGGAUGCAUAUAAAUGAAUAUCAACAAGGUUUAAUAUUGGGAUCGUUCUUUUGGUUACAUUGGGUAACACAAAUUCCAGGUGGUAUUCUUGCCAAAAAAUAUGGAACAAAAUUGGUAUUUGGAUUAUCUAAUGCUGUAGGAACUUGGAUAUGUUUUGUUCUUCCACUUUUGGCUUACAUAGAUUAUCGUUUGUUAAUAUUUGCAAGAAUUAUUCAGGGUUUAAUUUGUGGAUUAGCAUGGCCGGCAAUGCAUCAUUUAACAGCACAAUGGAUACCACCAAAUGAGAGAAGUAAAUUUGUUACAGCAUAUUUGGGUAGUUCGGUUGGUAUUGCUGUAUUUUAUCCAUUAUUUGGAUUUGUAAUGUCAUGGACUACAUGGGAAUUAGUAUUUCAUUUAUGUGGUAUUACUGGUACAAUUUGGUAUUUAGCAUGGAGACAUUUUAUAUAUGAUACACCAAGCUGUCAUCCUAGAAUAAGUGAAAAUGAGAAAAACUUUAUUGAAAAAUCUUUAGGUUCAACUGUAGUAUUAUCAACCAAUCAUGGUCCAACACCAUGGAAAGAUAUUUUAAUAUCAAAAUCAGUUUGGAUGAAUGUUAUUGCUCAAUGGGGAGGUAUUUGGGGUUUAUUUACAUUAAUGACACAAGCACCAACAUAUUUCAAAAUUAUACAUCAUUGGAAUAUUAGAAUGACAGGUUUAUUAUCUGGUUUACCACAUUUAUUGCGUAUGAUUUUUGCAUAUUUUUUUUCAAUAUUCGGUGAUUAUUUAUUAAAAACAGAAAAAAUGACUAGAACAAAUGUUAGAAAAUUAGCAACAACUGUUUGUUGCAUUAUUAAAGGAUUAUUUGUGUUAGCGCUUGCAUAUUCUGGUAAUAGUUCAACAGCUUCGGUUAUAUUUUUAAGUUUAGCUACAAUGGCACAUGGUGCAGUUUCAACAGGACCUUUAGCAAGUAUUGUUGACAUAGCACCAAAUUAUGCUGGAAUUGUUCUUGGUAUAAGUGGUAUGAUAACAGUAUUACCUGGAUUUAUUUCACCAAUUGUUGUUGGAAUGCUAACAUUAGGAAACCAAACUGUUACUAGUUGGAAAUAUGUGUUUUUAAUAACAAGUGGGAUGUUAAUUGGAUCUGGUAUACUUUAUGAUUUAUUCUGCGAUUCAACUUUACAAAGUUGGAACAAUCCAUCUUCAAAUGUCAUACUGUCAAAUAAAGAACUUCAAAUAUUAAAUUCAAAUAAAAAUUUAAAUAUAAUAAAUGGUUUUAAAGUUAAUAAUGAUGAUAAUAAUAUUGAAAAUGAUAAAUCUAAAGAGAAUCAGAAGAGUUGCGUUAAUAAAUGCAAUGAAACACCUUAAACAUAUAAAAUUUUUUGUUAUGAAUUAAAUAAUGUAGUAUUUUCAAUUAGUUAUUAUAAAAUUGUUAUCAAUAUUAAAUUGUAUAUAAAAUACUUAAACGGUGAUGAAAGCGAAAAAAUUGUUGUUUAAAUUUAAUUCGAUUAAUUUAAUAUGAAAAUAUUAUCAUAUAACAUAAAUCAUUCUUUGUAUUAUAGAUUAUACAAAUAAUCCAAGUAAAUAAAGAUAGAGAGAAUAGUUAAGUACAUAUAUAAUUAUGAUUUUUUUUUAUAUUACUAUGUUUAAAUAAUAGUUUGUUUUUAAUUAAAAAAAUACAUAAUUUUUAUUGUAUUUUUUUUGUAAUUAACGUGAUUUAAUUUAGGUUAUAUUUCAUAUUAAUUUCAUGCAUAUUGUAAUAGCAAUAAUUAUAAAAUUUACAUAUAAUAUAAAAUUAGUUGUAAAAAUCUUUUUGAAAGCUGCAAUUGUAUGAAAUAUAUUUUUUUUUAAUUUUUUUUUUAUUAUACUUAUAUUUCUUUCAAAUUUAAUACAUAUUUAAAUAAAUUUUCUAGAUCAAAUAAAAUAAUGAGAGUUUCAGGGUUGAAUUUCUUAUUUUUACACGAUUUAAAGUCUGUAAAAUAAAAAAAAAUUGAUUUUGUAAAAAUAUUUAAAUAUUUACUUCAAUUAUCUUUACUUAUAUUCUGUAUAUUAAAUACAA